AUCCAAAUGCCCCAAAAAGAUCCCUUUCUGCCUACAUGUUCUUCGCCAAUGAUAACAGAGAUAUUGUCAGAUCUGAAAACCCAGGUAUCUCCUUCGGUGGUGUUGGUAAAUUAUUAGGUGAAAGAUGGAAAGCUUUAACUCCAGAAGAAAAAGUUCCAUAUGAAACCAAAGCUGAAGCUGAUAAAAAAAGAUACGAAGAAGAAAAAGCUAACUACCAAGCUCAACAACAACAAGAAGAAUAAAUUUAUUGAUGUAUUUGUUUAAUUGGGAUUAACAAAAAAAAUUUGCUGUAUUUUUAGAUGAUGAAGAAAUGAUUAAGUUGGUCCUAUUGAGAUGAAAUAUUUUAUGUUGUUAUUAUUUUUAUUGCUAGUUUUUUUUCCUUCUUCUUUUUUAUUGUUUUAUUAAUCUUUUUUUAUGGUUAAUUUAACCGUGUCUUUUUUUUAUUUAAUUCACUUCUACUUUUAUGUUUUCAACUGGGAUUAGGUUGUUUAUUUUUAUUUUUGUAUAAUUAAAAUUAUCUUUGUUCCUUAUUUAAA
Hansenula anomala is the source of this 536-nucleotide messenger RNA. RefSeq lists its product as uncharacterized. The coding region runs from base 36 to 242 and encodes 68 amino acids. NCBI's taxonomy places the organism in Eukaryota, Fungi, Ascomycota, Saccharomycetes, Phaffomycetales, Wickerhamomycetaceae. The record is from RefSeq and is a predicted model, not a curated record. The transcript has a single exon.